AUGGAAGAGCCUCAGAAGAAGCUCAGUCAGAGGCACGAGGGGAGGCCCCGCAAAGUGCGGUUCAAAAUAUCAUCUGCCUACAGCGGCCGAGUGUUGAAGCAGGUCUUUGAGGACGGGCAGGAGCUGGAGCUCCCGGCCAAAGAGCACUCCCGGCGCUUUGUCCGCCACUGCUUCGAGCCGGGGGACCGCUGGGCCGCGGAGCUGCCCGAGAGCAGGCUGUACCCGCCGGCCAAGCUGAGCGCCCACCGGAUCAGCAUAUUCAAAGAGGGGCAGACACUGGGCCUGGGCAGCGCCUCGCCUCUGCUUGACUGCCAGCCCGGAGACAGCCACUGCAAGGCUUCCCCAGUUCUAGACUUUGGCAAGAUCAUCAUCUACACAAAUAACCUGAAAAUCAUCCGUGCACCGAUGGACCAGAAAGAGCUCAUGAGAAGAAUCAUCCAGACUGAGGGAAUAAAUGACUGGGCCUUCAUAUACAGGGAAAAGAAAGAAAGAUUUGGUGGUGGACAUAGAAAAGAUGUGGAAAAAAAGGUUGCCUGCAACCAGUAUGUGCAGGAAGGAGAUGCUGAACGCGGCUGCUCCCAGUGUAAAGGAUCAGGCUCUGCCCCUUGCUCACUGUGCCAUGGAAGCAAGUUUUCAAUGCUGGCAAACAGGUUCAGAGAGUCCUACCGGGCCCUGCGCUGCCCGGCUUGCAACGAAAGCGGUCUGCAGCCCUGCCAGGUCUGUGCUGCCUGACCAGCACCGCCGCUGCGACCUGCUGUGGAGACUGAACUGUUCCACCUCCGGGCAGCCUCGCUCUAUCACAGGGGUUUAGAAGGUGGGAAAGGCACAUUAUACACAUCCCGCUGUGAAUGUGAAUCCUGCACCUCUGCUGCUGUCUGUCCCUCCUGUCUGCUCCUGCCUGCCCUCUGAAUCAGCCCAGACCCCAGGGGCUGCAGGGUGGAUGUACACCAGGUCAGGUUCCGACCCACCAGUAGCAUCACUGAACGCAGCAGGAGUAGGUGCAGC
Messenger RNA from Strigops habroptila (Kakapo), 1005 nucleotides. It is a transcript of the gene GRXCR2, whose product is annotated as glutaredoxin and cysteine rich domain containing 2. Gene Ontology annotation, cellular component: stereocilium shaft; stereocilium base; microvillus. NCBI's taxonomy places the organism in Eukaryota, Metazoa, Chordata, Aves, Psittaciformes, Psittacidae. The transcript is spliced from 3 exons. Gene Ontology annotation, biological process: sensory perception of sound. The record is from RefSeq and is a predicted model, not a curated record. The coding region runs from base 1 to 732 and encodes 243 amino acids.